CCCUUAAUUCAAACUACUUCCCUAGACGCCCAAUAACCAUCCAUGACGCCUCACAAUCUCCUCCAGCAUCCCUUCCCCGCCCAAAAAUGCACCUUCGGCUGCCCAAUCCUGGACCGCUGUCUAAGCGGCGGCGUCCCUUGCAAUUCAAUCACCGAAAUCGUUGCCGAAAGCGGCUCGGGGAAGACGCAACUCUGUCUGCAACUCUCUCUCUGUGCUCAGCUCCCAGUUUCCAUAGGCGGCCUCUCUGCUUCCUCUCUCUACCUCUAUACUGAAUUCCCUUUUCCAUUUCGCCGCCUUAACCAACUCUCCCACUCCUUUCAAUCUUUAUACCCUCAGAUUUUUAUCAAUGACAGUGAUUCUACCAAUAAUAAAAGUUAUAAUCCAUGUGAUAACAUAUAUGUACAAAGUGUACAUUCUGCUGAUCAACUGUUUGAUAUAAUGCCAAAGAUAGAAUCUUUUCUUUUAAAUUCCAAAACCCAAUUGCCAAUGAGGCUAAUUGUGAUUGAUUCAGUUGCAGCGCUAUUUAGAUCUGAAUUUGAGAAUACCCCAAGCGAUCUGAAGAGGAGAUCAUCGCUAUUUUUCAAGAUAUCUGGAAAAUUAAAGGCUUUAGCUGCGAGAUUUGAUUUGGCGGUGGUGGUAACUAAUCAGGUGGUAGAUUUUAUGGGAUCUGGAGAAGGAGUAAAUGGGGUUAGGAUUGGGAAUUUGGGUAGCUUGUGUUCAUCUGGAAGAAGGGUUUGUCCUGCAUUAGGGCUGGCAUGGGCUAAUUGUGUGAAUUUAAGGCUAUUCUUGGCUAGGGACGACACUGGGGCUGAAAGUGGUUUUGCUUGUUGUCAAACAAGAAGGUGGCUUCAUGUUGUCUUUGCACCUCACUUGCCUUAUUCGUGUUGUGAAUAUGUGAUUAGAAGAGAAGGGGUUUUUGGAAUUGACAGAUAACCGACAGAUUUAUGUCAAGAUAGCAUCAUUUGAGGGUAGCAAUUUUUUUAGAUGGAAAUGAAAAGGUGGAAGGCAAAAUGCCUGUUUCCAUGUGUGUGCUCCUAUAUAAUGAUCAGAUGGUGAACCUCACUAGCAGAUAGAAAUGACUGAAAAAAGGCCUAACAGAAUAUUAUAGGUACUUGUAGUUUGUAAUUAUGUUUUAAUACCAUUUUUGGCUUCAAUUAAUGUUUGAGGACACACAAUCUUUUUUCUUUUUUCUUUUUUUAUGCUUUUCUUGGAUCUUAGUAGAAAUUAAGUUUCUGCUACUGUAGUUUACAUACUGAUAAUUUCUGUGUAUAAACUCAAUUCUUCAGCAUAUAAUGUAAAAAGGCUGUGCAGGAGCAUACACCUUUGGUUACCAUAUGUUUUCUGUAGUUAUUCAUGGAACUAUUCUAUUCUUUUUAUGGUUUUCUUUCAUUGGAGCAUAAACCUUCAGCAUACAAACUCGAUUUGCUUGAAAUGAUUGGCAUACUGCAAACAAAUGAAAUUAUCACAUCUGCAGAAUAUCCCUCAUAAUGUCUUUUGCCCUUUUCUAUGGCCACCCUACAGGAAAAUGAAAUUUAUGUUGGUAAAUAUGUUAAUGUUUGUUGAUACUAUAAAAAAUUGGUGCACCGUAAGAUAUGUAUGAAUAAAAAGAGAGGCUUUCAUGUCCACUUUUUCCUUUCUUCAUCCAUACAUUUAAUGGUGUAAUUCACCUUGUUGAUUCAGCGUGUGAGCUGAAUAAUGAAGAAACACAAAAAUGUUGCAUUUUGGAAAUCCCUUCAUCUUCAUUUUCUCCUGCUCCUGUUGGAAUCUAACAAGGCAUAUGAUAGAUACCUAAUAUUUGUGAUAUUACAAGACCAUGAAAGUUUUUGAAUUGUAUGCACAAAUUAGGAAUAUGCAUCCAAUGCUAUUCCUAUAUUUAUUAUGUCUAUAAUGGUAGAGAAAUGAUGUUGCAGAUGGUUCGAUUAAAAUGGACAGUAAGAAGAAAUCAAGAUUCUGUGUCGUGUUUGAAAUGCAUGAUUGUAACUGAAACUGAUUCUAGAGCUUUUUUUUUCCCUUUCAUCUUAGUGUCUUUGCAGCAUCCGUUCCAGGAGUUUGUUCCGCUUGCCAAUUGCCAUGUUUCCUGAUGACACCAAAAUCUGAAAGAGUUUCCUGCUGUUUUGCACAAUGAGAAUGUUCCUGCUUUGUUUAUACAUAUUCCAGAGGUUUUCUUUGAAUGCUUUAAGUUGUGGGAUUAAGCAUUCAGUUUUCUUGAGGAUCAGCAAUUAACAAGCUUUUAUCUUAACAGACUGGUUGUGGAGAGAUUAUAUUUUGCGGUUUCUGCUUUCCUCUGCUGUAAAAGUUUCCUGCAUAUCUCUUCUAUAUUUCAGCUGAAUGUCAUCUACUGCUAAUUUAAUGAAACAAACAAAGUUCAGUUA
Messenger RNA from Jatropha curcas, 2372 nucleotides. RefSeq names its product homolog of X-ray repair cross complementing 3 (XRCC3) (gene XRCC3). The record is from RefSeq and is a predicted model, not a curated record. Gene Ontology annotation, molecular function: ATP binding; four-way junction DNA binding; ATP-dependent DNA damage sensor activity. Gene Ontology annotation, cellular component: Rad51C-XRCC3 complex; replication fork. NCBI's taxonomy places the organism in Eukaryota, Viridiplantae, Streptophyta, Magnoliopsida, Malpighiales, Euphorbiaceae. Gene Ontology annotation, biological process: t-circle formation; resolution of mitotic recombination intermediates; telomere maintenance via recombination.